Prunus armeniaca (apricot) is the source of this 831-nucleotide messenger RNA. The record is from the annotation of a GenBank genome assembly. NCBI's taxonomy places the organism in Eukaryota, Viridiplantae, Streptophyta, Magnoliopsida, Rosales, Rosaceae.
AUGUCGUUCGAGGACGAGGAGGAGGCGUUCGAGCACACGCUGCUCGUUGUCCGCGAAGUCGCCGUCUACAAAAUCCCGCCGCGGAGCACAUCCGGCGGGUACAAGUGCGGCGAGUGGCUCCAGUCCGAUAAGAUCUGGUCGGGUCGGCUCCGGGUUGUGUCUUGCAAGGACCGGUGCGAGAUCCGACUGGAGGAUCCGAACUCCAGCGAGCUCUUCGCCGCCUGCUUCGUCCACCCGGGCCAGCGCGAGACCUCCGUAGAGACCGUGCUCGACUCGUCGCGAUACUUCGUGCUCAAGAUCGAGGACGGCAACGGAAAGCACGCGUUCAUUGGGCUGGGGUUUGCAGAGCGAAACGAAGCGUUUGAUUUCAACGUGGCUUUGUCGGACCACGAGAAGUACGUCAAGAGAGAGCACGAGAAGGAGAGCAACGGCGGCGAGACCAGCGACGAUGGCCAUAUCGAUAUUCACCCUGCCGUUAAUCACAGAUUGAAAGAAGGUGAGACGAUAAGGAUAAAUGUGAAGCCGAAGCCGACGAGUGGGACUGGGAUGUUGUCAGCGGCUGGGCUAUCCGGGACGGUGAAGCCCAAACCGAUUAGUUUGGGCCUGGCUCCGCCGCCCGGGUCUGGGAAAGUGAGGUCGGCUCUGCCGCCACCUCCUAAUGAUCCUGUUGCUGCUAGAAUCAGCUCUGGUGGUGGCCUCAAGUCGCCCCCGGAUAACCCGAGGCGGAGCUCCGACCCGUUAUCCGAUCUUUCUCAGAUUGAGAGGAAUCUUCCUUCAGCGACUGGAUCAGGUUCAACAAAGACAACCGCUGCAGGAUGGGCGGCUUUCUAA